Gaeumannomyces tritici R3-111a-1 is the source of this 1945-nucleotide messenger RNA. RefSeq lists its product as hypothetical. The transcript has 2 exons. The coding region runs from base 155 to 1672 and encodes 505 amino acids. The record is from RefSeq and is a predicted model, not a curated record. NCBI's taxonomy places the organism in Eukaryota, Fungi, Ascomycota, Sordariomycetes, Magnaporthales, Magnaporthaceae.
CUUACGGUGUGGAAACUGACGCACCGCCUUGGGCUACCUACUGCCAUGAUGCGUUGAAGAUGCAUUUGGCUCUUGGUUGCGCAUUUUGACUUCACGUGCGGCCUCGAUUGAGGUUCGCGCCCGCCGCCGCUUUUCCACACCAGCAACGUUGAAGAUGGCCAAGAAACGGCGCCCGACCAGUUUCACAAAGCCGCAGUCGACCCCGCCACCGUCGCUCGCCAGCUCGAGGGCGCAAGCUGCAAACUCGGAGGACCAUCAUGUCAGAGGCGUGAACGAGCUCCUCGCCGAUUUGCGGAGGGUGAGGGUGAGCAGCAGCGCCGACGGCAGCUCCCAGCCAACCGCACACGCUGCCGCCGUGCACCCCGUGCCCAGUGUGCCGCCAACCCUCCGCCAGAUCCUCCAGUUGCCCGAGACCCCCGUGCCGAUCCAGCCCCGCUCGCGCCGCCCCAUGGUCGACGCCCGUGGCCGCCGUCUGCCGCCCGGCCCCGCGGCCCCGCGGAGCUGGCUGUCGCAGUCCAGGCACGCGCCACAUGUUCGCAGGGCUCAUGACCAGCUCGUCGGAGCCGUGGCGGGAGUUGACUUCGUGAUAAACGAACUUCCUGGCACCAAUGCCCCCGACCGUGGAAGCCUGAUGGAUAUCGCCAUGGCCGCCAUGGCCACUGAUUGGGAGUUCCAGCGGCAGUAUAAUAAGUAUUGGCUUUACUCGCUGCCCGACCACUUGCGCCAGUCCCUCAUCGGUUACAUUGGGUCAUGCAGCGCGGCCGGGGUGUCUAUCGCGGACCUCAAAGCCCUGUUCCUUCCUCCACCAGAUAUUGGAGAUGAGGAACUGGGCGGAACGAACGAUGGUGGCGGCGUUCCCAACGAAAACAUACGCUGCCUCGACCUCAUGGCCUGCCUGGGCAAGUCCAUAGAGCUCAAGGAGCUCUCGGGCUUUUUGUUCAAGGGCCAACCGCCCCCCGAGGCCCAGCACACGGGGCUACAGGAUUCCUGGGACACACCAGAGGCGCCACAGGAAUCGUUGCGCCUCCCUCUGCUGCCCAAUUUAACACGCGUGUCGCUAGCGGUGAGCCCGCAAAAUGCGCACAAAAUGUCAUGGAGACAGCUUCUCUCCUUCUCAAGACACGCGGGCGGUGCCAUCACACAUCUCAGUCUCGCGCAUUGGCCAGAGCCCACACUGACGCCCAACGCCAUUGGCACCACGGUGGACUCGCCGGCAGGCCCGGUACAAUAUGGCGGUACCGGCUUCUAUAGCCACUCGUUGGACGACGAUUGGUCUGAGGCGGUCGCGGUGCUGAAGCGGCUCUCCAAAAGCCUAUACGGGCUGGAGUAUUUAGACUUGACAGGCUGCGCCGCGUGGACCGAGGCACUCGCGCGAGCGUCGUCUGGACUCUCCAGCGCCGUCAUUGGGGGCGAUGGAGACGUUGACGAAACCGAGGUCGCCAUCCCUGUCGGCAGCGUCGGGGUUGACUGGGCGGGGGCUUGGGGAAAGGUCACGAUUCUGCUCCUCCACUGGGGCUACAAUACGCCCAGGCCAGAGCAGGUGGACGAGUCGGCCGGCUUUGUAGAAAAUUCUGCGCGCGCGGCCCGCAUCGAACGGCACAUAAUGGCGAUGCGGCGCGGCCGUGGGAGGUUUAUCGAGGUGGCCAAGGGCAGCCUAUCUGAGCAGUGCUAGUAUGAAUAGCAGGUGUCCUUCUUGAUGCCGUUUUGGAGACCUAGGACAACGUCGUGCCUCGACCGGGUUUGUGCACAGAUUUGUCGUAAGAUGUGGGGCCAGCAGAAGAGCAAGGUAGCAUGAGCAGCUAAACCAAUAUUUCUGGAAAACAAAAACCCAUUACUGCCUUCAAAUCCCAGAUCUUCAAGUCAAACGGAGGAAAAUGGUGGCAGGAAAAAAGCUUGGCGGCCCUGACGAGUUGUCGUGGUGGUCGUGAUGUGGCACUGGUGUGGG